Ambispora gerdemannii is the source of this 198-nucleotide messenger RNA. Lineage: Eukaryota; Fungi; Glomeromycota; Glomeromycetes; Archaeosporales; Ambisporaceae. The record is from the annotation of a GenBank genome assembly.
AUGUCCUUUGGAAGACCCCCAAAUAUUACCACUUUUAGCGCAACACCACCAGAACGAGGUAGUUUUCCGUUAGACCAUGAAGGCGAAUGCAAAAAACUCGUGAAAGAAUAUCUCGAAUGCCUUAAACAAAACAAAUCAGAUAAUGGAGCUUGUAGACAUUUAUCAAAAGCAUAUUUGGAAUGUCGAAUGAAAAAGUGA